Mangifera indica (mango) is the source of this 1291-nucleotide messenger RNA. RefSeq names its product SNF1-related protein kinase regulatory subunit beta-3. The record is from RefSeq and is a predicted model, not a curated record. Bases 672 to 1025 code for a protein of 117 amino acids. Gene Ontology annotation, molecular function: protein binding. Lineage: Eukaryota; Viridiplantae; Streptophyta; Magnoliopsida; Sapindales; Anacardiaceae. The transcript is spliced from 3 exons.
UUCCUGUUCUCGCUGCUUAUUAAUAUUUUCCCUUUAAAACCACUUUUACCAAAAAAAAAAAUUGGCAGGAUCUUUAGGACUAAUUGAUCCUACUGUUUUUAAUUUUUUCUUAUGGUGAAGGGUUUCAAAAAUUAAAAAUUUGUUGAAUUAUCUUUUUUAACCUUUUUACUUGUUGAUCUUUAUAUCAGAUUCUGUUGGCGAUUUUUCCUAGAAAAAUUUAGUCUCCGUUUUGGUCUUUGUGCGUCCAGCGACUGUCUUACUUAUUAUUAUUAUUUUUUGAAAAUUUUAUCUCAUAUCAGGUGAGGUUUGCUCUUGCUAAAAGUUGCAUUUUGGGUUUAUAGAUAUUUUCUAUAAAAAAUUGUGAUAUUAGUACACUGUCAGUUUUUUUUACUUGAAAUUGGUACGGUCUAAAUUGAUGGGUAGUUAUGUUUUGGUAAUUUGUCUGGUAGGUUGCAUUUGAUAUCAUCAGGGUUUCGCUUAUUUUUGCUUAAAAGCUUGGAAAUUAAUUUCUUAUAAUUAAUUUUUGUUUUUACUGCGUUAUGUUUCUCGAGAAGGCUGUGGCACUGAGGGUGUCUCUCUUUGAACAAAUUGAAUCUUAGCUCACACAGGGUCAUUCGGAUUGCAAUCUUCCUUUGUUGGUGCUUUUGCAUCAUUAGGGGCUACUCUCCAACAUGAACAACCAAUUUGGUCAAGAUCAUGAUGAAGUAACUGUAGCUGGAUUUGAAGUGCCAAACUCACCUGAUUCAAGUUACACUAACUUGCACCCUGGUAGCGAAGACGAGUCUCGCGACCCACCUCUUGUUCCUGCUCAUUUGCAACAUACCUUACUUAGCCAUCCACCAACUGUGGACACUUCUGAAACUCUCCCCUUGCCUCAGAGUGUGAUCUUAAACCAUCUUUACAUUGAGAAUCGAGAGGCCCCACGAUCUGUAGUGGCCCUUGGGUUUACUCAUCGCUUCCGGUCCAAAUUUGUUACUGUUGUUCUAUACAAACCGGUUCCAAGAAGGGGAAGUGGCAGCACCUAACAUGCAUAUAGAAAGAAAAAAAAAAUCCUUGGUAGGUUUGUUUUGCCCCUCUACAAUGAAAACCUUGAAUGAUUAAACCAAAUAUGAAUUAGUUCCUAAGAAUAUUUAUUGGUUCACACCAUCUUAUGAUCUCAGUUCUAUUUUAUGAACUUAAAAUACCCAUUAUGUGCUUGGUAGAUUUGGUACACAUAAAUUUGUCCAUUCUUAUUUUUGGUCUGUGGUAUUGAAGUUUUUGUUAAUAAUGAAAUCCCAGAAGUUGUUGUCUU